CCCUCCUCUGCUCUAACAAGCCACAAAAACCAAAUCUUUUGUUCUCUUUGCCCAUUUCCCCCUCUAUAGCUUCAAACUCCCCAUCUCUCAUUACCUUGUUGAACCAAAGAUUUGUGACAAUCUAUAUCAAAUGGCAUCUUCUUCUUCUUCUGAGCUGAGCUUGGAUUGCAAACCCCACACCCAUCAUUCUUUGCUUCUGAGAUGCUUCUCCUCCGACCAAAUCAUCACUCAUCAGGAUCAUCAUCAUCAGAACCCACAAAAGCUGGAGGAAUUCCUGUCCCGGCUCGAGGAAGAGAGGCUGAAGAUCGACGCUUUCAAGAGAGAGCUCCCACUCUGCAUGCAACUCCUCACCAAUGCCAUGGAGAGCUCAAGGCAGCAGCUUCAAGCAUACAAAGGCAGCCACCACCAACAUCACCAGCCAACAGUAGUUCUCGAGGAAUUCAUACCACUAAAAAACUCAUCUUUACCACCACCACCCGAAUCGGCUUCCUCGUUAGAGAUCAAGGGAUGUGGCAGCAACACGGACAACAAGGCGAAUUGGAUGACGACGGCUCAGCUAUGGAGCCAAGAGACCAAGCCUCUGCCUCCACCAAAAGACCAAACCCGCGAAACCCAUCAUCAUCAUCAUCAGACGACGAUGAUGAUGAUGGGUUUCAACGUUAGCCCGAAAUUCGGACUGGAUGAAGCUCCAACUCUGGCACUUGCUUCAGCCGUUGGAUCAACAACAGAGGAUGUUAACAACAAUAACCAUCAUGAUUAUCGUCACGAGGAUAGUGACAAAAGAGGUGGUAAUCAACCUCCCGAUCUACAAGCUGUCGGGGCAGUGAACAGUAACGUUAAUGGAUCGAAUGGCGGCGACAAUAACAACAACAACGGUGGUAGUGGUGGUCAGAAUCAUAGGAAGGCGAGGAGGUGUUGGUCGCCUGAUUUGCACAGGAGAUUUGUGAAUGCUCUUCAAAUGCUUGGUGGGUCUCAAGUGGCGACUCCAAAGCAAAUCAGGGAACUGAUGAAGGUUGACGGUUUGACUAAUGAUGAAGUGAAAAGCCAUCUCCAGAAAUAUAGGCUGCACACAAGGAGACCGAGCCCAAGCCCAAGCCCACAGGCGCCAGGUGGGCCAGGGCCGCAGCUCGUGGUCCUAGGCGGGAUCUGGGUCCCACCGGAGUACGCUGCCGCCGCCGGACACGGCGGACACCCGACGCUCUACGGCGCCGCCACCGCCCACGCGCCUCCACACCACUUCUGCGCCGCCCCGAACUCCGCCGCACAGGACUACUACGUCGCCGCCGGUGGAAUGCCGAUCCCCCCUCCGCCGCACCACCACCACCACCACGCGGCGUUUCAGCAGCAUCAUCACCACCAGGUCCACGUGUACAAGACGACGUCGUCCCGGGGGCAUAGCUCCGGCCCGGAGUCCGACGACCGAGCAGCCGCCGCGGGAGAGAGGUCGGAGAGCAUCGAGGAGGAUGGGAAGUCGGACAGCAGCAGCUGGAAGGCAGCGGAGAGCGGCGACAAUAUCGCCGCCGCCGGCGGCGGGAAAGGGCUGGCUGCGUUGAGGGAGAAUGGAGAUGAAUGUGAUCGGAGUGAAAUCACUCUCAAAUUUUAACCCAAACAGAAAAUCGUUACAUAAUUCAUUUCCUACUUUUUAGGGUUUAGGGUUUUUAAUUUAGAUGGAAUUCGGAGUUCGUUGUGUAAUCAUCGCCUAACUUCCCAUUUUAGUGCCUAAAUAUUGUUAUUGUUUCACCUCCAGCCACCCAAUUAAUCGUU
Messenger RNA from Linum tenue, 1764 nucleotides. Lineage: Eukaryota; Viridiplantae; Streptophyta; Magnoliopsida; Malpighiales; Linaceae. The record is from the annotation of a GenBank genome assembly.